Messenger RNA from Drosophila innubila, 470 nucleotides. RefSeq lists its product as uncharacterized. The coding region runs from base 1 to 444 and encodes 147 amino acids. The transcript is spliced from 3 exons. The record is from RefSeq and is a predicted model, not a curated record. Lineage: Eukaryota; Metazoa; Arthropoda; Insecta; Diptera; Drosophilidae.
AUGAUUUAUACGGACAAUUGUUGUUGUUGCAUUGACUUAAGACAAGGUUGCAUUAUAAUUUCUAUUGUCGAUGUAUUAAUACGCGGCAUUGAUCGAUUUUUCGUGGAUCGUGACUCCCUGCUGGGUUUUGCAUCUGUUUUAAUCAGCGGUACUUAUCUGAUAUCCUGCACAAUUCUACUUGUUGGUUGCAUCUUGACUAUUCGUAGGCUACUGUUGCCCUACUUAUUUGUGGCACUGUUGCACGUUCUCAUUUUGAUCGUUGAAUGCAUUUACGUGGUAAUUGUGGACGAUUUCUAUGAUUAUGUAGUAUUCGACAUAUUUCAGGCAGGUGAGCAUGUUCUGGAUUUAUCUGGAAAGGCUUUCGCCAAAAUUGUCUACUUAGUUCUCAGCUUGUACUUUUGCCUGGUUGUAUAUUCCUAUUAUUAUUCAUUGCGAAGUAACUGAGCUGAUUUCAAAAAAGUAUCUUCAAA